AUGUCGUCUAGAACCUUACCAAUUACUCCUUCAUCUCAAUCUACCAUUUAUGAACCAAUUCCAAUACCACCACCAAAAAUAAAUCCACAAAUAUCAACACCUAUCAUAGAAAUUCCACCACAAAAAUCUACUCCCACUUUAGAAACACUUGCCACAGAAACUCCUAUAGUUUCUACUCCUGUUUUGGAACAACAAUCGAUACCACCAUCAUUAUCUCCUCCACAGUUACAAACUACACCCAUCUCACCACCACCAAUUGUUUUUGCUCCCCAACCAAAUAAUCCAAACAUUACAACACCUAGAACAUCUCCUACUAGAAGUGUUUCUGACGGACAUGUUUCCGAAGGCAACUCCUAA
Molecule: messenger RNA, 357 nt
Organism: Lathyrus oleraceus (garden pea)
Lineage: Eukaryota; Viridiplantae; Streptophyta; Magnoliopsida; Fabales; Fabaceae
Product: extensin-like
Exons: 1
Coding region: 1-357 (118 amino acids)
Source: RefSeq, a predicted model, not a curated record